Messenger RNA from Camelina sativa (false flax), 487 nucleotides. RefSeq names its product translationally controlled tumor protein 2-like. The record is from RefSeq and is a predicted model, not a curated record. Gene Ontology annotation, cellular component: cytoplasm. NCBI's taxonomy places the organism in Eukaryota, Viridiplantae, Streptophyta, Magnoliopsida, Brassicales, Brassicaceae. Gene Ontology annotation, molecular function: calcium ion binding.
AACAGGCGAUGAGCUUCUCUCUGAUUCCUUUCCUUACAAGGAACUCGUAAACGGCAUGUUAUGGGAAGUCGAAGGAAAGUGGGUUGUGAGAGGAGCUAUGGAUUUUGACAUUGGUGCGAAUCCAUCGGCUGAAGAAGGCGGUGAAGACGAAGGAGUCGAUGAUCAAGCUGUCAAGGUUGUUGAUAUCAUCGAUACUUUUAGGCUUCAGGAGCAACCAUCGUUUGAUAAGAAACAAUUUGUGAUGUUCAUGAAAAGAUACAUUAAGCAACUAACCCCUAAGCUGGACUCGGAAAAGCUAGAGCUGUUCAAGAAACACAUUGAGAGUGCCACCAAAUUUUUGAUGUCAAAGCUCAAAGACUUCCAAUUCUUUGUGGGAGAGAGCAUGAACGGAGAAGAAGGGAGCUUGGUGUUUGCUUACUACAGAGAAGGAGCCACUAAUCCUACUUUCCUCUACUUAGCCUACGGCUUGAAGGAGAUCAAGUGCUGA